Molecule: messenger RNA, 1424 nt
Organism: Labrus bergylta (ballan wrasse)
Lineage: Eukaryota; Metazoa; Chordata; Actinopteri; Labriformes; Labridae
Gene: krt94
Product: keratin 94
Cellular component (GO): cytoskeleton
Molecular function (GO): structural molecule activity
Source: RefSeq, a predicted model, not a curated record
CUAUCAAACUCCACAGUCCUUCUACAGUCCACAGCUGUAUAACGGUCCUCUCUCCUCGUGUCCUCUCUUCACCAGCAGUCAGGCAUCAUGUUUCACAGCCAGAGCAUCUCCAGCGGUCCAAUGAUUACCAGGCAGAGCCGCAGCUACACAUCCAGCGCUGCACCCCACAAGGCCCACAGCGUGUCUGGACUCAGUUUCAGCAGACAGGGCCAGCGCAUCUCCUCUAGCCAAGCGCGCACUGUCUCCUCUGGGUUUGGAGGUGGCAUGGGGUUUGGAGGUGGCAUGGGGUUCGGCAGCGGCGGGUUUGACCUGUCCAACGCCCUGGACCAGAGCAACGUCAACAUGAAUGAGAAGGCCACCAUGCAGAACCUGAACGAUCGUCUGGCCUCCUAUCUUGACAAGGUCCGCUCUCUAGAGUCGGCCAACUCCAAGCUGGAGGUGCAGAUCAGAGAGUACUAUGAGCAGAAGGGCCCGGCAGCUGAGAGGGACUACAGCAAAUACUGGGCCAUCAUCAAUGACCUGAAGGACAAGAUUGCCGCCGCCACCAUCGGCAAUGCCAACAUCCUCCUCCAGAUUGACAACUCCAAACUGGCUGCUGAUGACUUCAAAAUCAAAUUCGAUCAUGAGCUGAUGAUGCAGUCAGUUGAGGCUGACAUUGCCAACUUGCGCCGUCUCCUGGAUCAGACCACUUUGACCAAGGCCGACCUGGAGAUGCAGAUCGAGGGCCUGCAAGAUGAGCUGGCCUACCUCAAGAAGAAUCACGCAGAGGAGCUGGCAGCCCUGCGCUCUCAGCUUACUGGCACAGUCAAUGUGGAGGUGGACGCUGCACCCCAGCAGGACCUGAACAAAGUCUUGGAAGAGAUCCGCGCCCAGUAUGAGUCCAUCACUGACAAACACCGUCGCGACCAGGAGGCCUGGUUUAAUGAUAAGUCGGCAGUUUUGAGCAAGGAGGUCGCCAUCAGCACAGAGGUAAUCCAGACGUCCAAGACAGAGAUCAACGACCUGAGGCGCACACUACAAGGCCUGGAGAUUGAGCUGCAGUCUCAGCUCAGCAUGAAAGGGGCUCUGGAGAACACACUGGCAGAGACAGAUGCUCGUUACGGCGCUAUGCUAUCCGGUUACCAAAACACAAUUAACAUGCUUGAAUCAGAACUCGCCAACGUGCGUGCAAGCAUCGAGCAACAGGGCCAGGACUACAGGAUGCUGCUGGACAUCAAGACCAGGCUGGAGCAGGAGAUCGCAACCUACAGGAGGCUGCUGGACACAGAGGAGUCCAGACCAAUUGGUGGAGGGGGCUCAAAAACCACAGUCACAACCACUGUGCGCAGCUCAAGCUAGGAGUUCCAGCUGGCAGGACAAGCUGUUCUCAGACACACACGCGCACACACACACACACACACACACACACACACACACAUUUUGAU